This is a messenger RNA of Ceutorhynchus assimilis (cabbage seed weevil), 4743 nucleotides long. The record is from the annotation of a GenBank genome assembly. Lineage: Eukaryota; Metazoa; Arthropoda; Insecta; Coleoptera; Curculionidae.
UCCGAGUUUGACAAGAGAAGGAAAAUCGAAAGCUACUCAAAAAUAAAAAAAAAUUCAGCCUGAAAAAGCUGAAAUUUUUCAUGAAAUUCAAUCCUAGUCCGUGAAAAAUCGUUCGCAAGUGUGCUACGUGCAUCGGGGAAUUGAAAAAUGACCGUGUCCCGUGGGAAUUUUGAAUUUACGCAGUGGAAUUGAGUGAUUUUUUCAGGAAUUUGUUUGGAUUCUUCUGGGAGAACUGAAAAGUUCAACAAGAAAACGGGAUUUUAGAAGCUUUGGCUCCUAGUUGGAUGGCAAGAAAAAUCACAGGAUACCUAACUACAUUGCGGUCCAUUGAGGAAAAACAAUAAUCUGAAAAUAAAAAUGCCUUUAUCAACCCCUAGACAAAUCAACAAAGAAUCCAAACCGAGCGUCAGCAAGCCACGGACCUAAUUUCCGAAAAUUAACGAGUUUCAAAAAAAAAAAUUAUCUCGUCAAUUUCCGCCAUCGUUCGCCGAUUAUCGGCGCGCCUCGUCUACCACGGUGACGUCAUCAUCACCCAAUAUGGCGGCCACGGCGAGGCGCCGUCCAGGGACGAGCAGCGAUUCGUCCGAGGACGAUAUCGCUGCCAUUGCCAAACAGAUUUCUGAUACUGCCGAGGUGAUUUAUCAGAACUGGAAGUCGAGAAAUUUGGCACCUGCUGAUCUCAUCACUUGUCAUGGUGCAGAAGAUACUUUGAAACUAGGCUCUAUGUUGAAACCCCAACCGCCGGCCAAGCCAUCCAUAGACCUGCUGGUGCAGGCGCCCAACAUGGACAAUAAUCGUCUGGAAAAACUGGUCAAAAAUUUCGUACACGAAGACAAAGCCAGGUUGGCAGCUCAGGCUGCUGCCAACAGAACUGCCAAACCUAUGCCUAGCAGUAUCCAGUAUGCCUUGCAGAAAUUUGAAAAGGGUUCGGUCGUCGAGAAUGGAUUUGGACCGAAGAAAAUUGGCAAUCAGGUGGGGAAAAAGGUUCCUGGAUAUGGACAGGUGACUGCUGAACAGCCUUAUCAACCACCACCACCAUCAUCACUCAAACCAACCAUCGGACAAAAACCUCAAAUAUCACCAAAACCAGCGCACCUAUCAGAAACCAUAGAAAUGACACUACCUCCCGAUCUAAUUCCUUCAGGACUACAAACAUGGCCACUCAAAAACCGAGUCAUCGGCACUGAUAACGUGGUGAAAAAGACUGGAGGACACUCGCCGACUACACCCAACAGUCACUCGCCAGUUAGUCAACCAAAUCAGUACAGUCCUACCUAUAGGGAAAGUAGUCAAGUCUUGAGGUCUAGUGGUACACAACUGGCAAGGACGUAUAAUGCUUUGCCUUCAAAGACAGGAAAAACUACUAUUGAUGAGGUGGCACUUGAAGAAAAAAGGCUCAUAAACGCUCUCAAAAACGGUGACGUUGUAAACGAGGAACCUGUUAUAACUCAAAUACCUACAAAACACAUAAUCCGAGAACCGGAACGGACUUCAGAAGGUACCACCAAAUGGGGAUUAAGAAGUACACCAAAGAGACCUGAACAACAGGUACCGCAUCCUGAAUUAACUUCAAGCCAAAGACUGCACCUACGUCAAUCGGCGGCCAAUCCUGUUAGGCCGUUUUUGACGCGGGGUUCCGUAGCUGAGAGGGUGCUGAUUUUCGAACGGUGCCCCAGCGAUUUGUUGCUGGAUAAACGGGUGCGGGCGCCCGUGCCACAGAUUAACAAAUCACAGCCUUUACCAAAACAACCCUCACUCCAACACACAACUUUACAAAGGCACGUCAGAGCUCAUCGAAACGUCAAUAUUCCCAAAUUUCACUAUCCAACAGGCAAACCUGUUUCACCCGCUCAAAUGGAAGCGAUUAAAGCCACAGUUAAGGCAGCCUUUAUUGGAAUCGGCGAUAGAGCGUCCAGAGAACAUUUCGGUGCCAUUGUUCAAGCCUGUCAGCUACCGCUCUACUGGAAAACUCCUGUAUUCUUAGCAGCAUGUGCGGAUAAAGGUGCCUGCAGCUUAGACCAAUUUAUGACGUUUUGGCAAGCUAUGACUCAAAAUUGUCACGAUGCCGCGUCUCGUUUCAUUUAUAUUCUUACGAGGGGCCGGCGACAGUAUUUAGUUCCUGAAGAUUUCAUUCCUCUUGUCCAGGACGUUGUCGAGACUCAUCCUGGACUUACUUUUUUGAAGGAAGCCACUGAAUUCCAUUCGAGAUAUGUGCAUACUGUCAUAGCCAGAAUAUACUACUGUGUCAAUCGUUCUUGGUCAGCCAAAAUAUCAAUAGCGGAGCUCAGGAGGUCAAAUCUUUUGGGCAUCAUUCAGCUUUUGGAAGAAGAAGAGGACAUCAAUCAAAUUACUCAGUAUUUUAGUUAUGAACAUUUUUACGUUAUUUAUUGUAAAUUUUGGGAACUGGACAGAGACCAUGAUCUAUUUAUUGAUAAACAAGAUCUUACACGGCAUAACGAUCAUGCUCUGUCCUCUCGUAUCAUUGACCGUAUAUUUUCUGGUUGCGUGACAAGAGGCAACAAACGUCAACACGAAGAAAAAAUGUCCUACACCGAUUUUGUUUGGUUUCUGCUCAGUGAAGAGGACAAAUUGCACCCGACAGCCAUUGAGUACUGGUUCCGUUGUAUGGAUCUGGAUGGCGAUGGGUACUUGUCCAUGUACGAGCUAGAGUACUUUUAUGAGGAACAAAUGCAGCGAAUGGAAAGUAUCGGGAUUGAAACUUUACCUUUUCAGGAUUGUCUUUGUCAAAUGCUGGACAUGGUAAAACCAAAGAUCGUUGGAAAAGUGGCACUGAGCGAUCUGAAAAAAUGCAGAAUGACGCCAAUUUUCUUCGACACAUUCUUCAAUUUAGAAAAAUAUUUAGAUCACGAACAGAGAGAUCCUUUUGCAUCGCAGAGGGACCACGACAUUGACGGAAUGGAAAUGUCCGAUUGGGACAGGUACGCUGCUGAGGAGUACGAACUGUUGGUGGCAGAAGAAGGAGGCAAUGAUCCGAAUGACAGCAUCUCAUCCGAUGAAGGCAACGAAGAUCUUCUUUCAGAAAAUCUAGAAGGCGCUCUGGAACUGUCGGAUGACAGCGAUUGUAGUAUCUAGCAAGUCUGAUAAUGAUUUUUGAUGAAUUUUUGAGUCUCAAUCCAUAGAAAAUAAAAAGUAUUUUUUGGCAAAUUAUGUAGCAAACUAUUCUUAAAGUGCUGCUUAGGAGAGUCCCUAGAUGAAUGUUUAGUAAUGGCGCAUAUGUUAGGAAUUACAAAAUACCUCUUUGUGUGUGUCUAUGCUGCCAGAUUUAGGAAUUGUGGACCUCUGCCUUUAUUUUAUAGGUAGUUUACCUAAAUCCUAAUAAUAUCGUAAUAAUUCUUACCCCAAAGCACAAAUUGAUAAUAUUAAGAGUGUGAUUUUUUCUAUUUAAAGAAAAAUACUAUUUUGUAUUUUGAACUAGGAUUUGAAUAACCUAGCAAGACAGCUAACCUAAAAUUAAUUAAUUGUAGAUUGCCUCAAGCAUCUAGUCGGUAAAUUUUGAUAUACAUAAUAGUAGAACAAUUUUUUCGCUUUAUACUUAAUUUUUAUAUAUAUAUAUAUAUAUAUAUAUUUCUUAUUUAUUAAACAGAAAAUGAUAGGUUCAAUCAAUAAUUAUUGUCCUAGCAAAGUAUCUCCAAUAUUCUAUGAAUCAUCGAAUGUUUGAAUACUCAAGUUUUAUAAAUAUUGCAUGAAAAUGUAUAAGAACUCAGCUGAUUUAAAAUAUAUAUAUUACAUAUUAGUAUGCUGAAAUCACUUUUUCAGUCAUUUUAAAUUUUGAUAUUAAAUGAUCACACUUUAAAACAAUAAAGUUUUGGUGUGAAAAGUGUAGAUCGAAUUGAAUCUCAGCUCUAGGACCUCUUUCUUAUAUUAGGAAUUGUAAAGUUUGGGCAAUUCGAAUAAAUUUUAAGAGUUUUCCAAACUCUCAAUGAUCAAAAUAGUUGGAUUUCCAAACAAAUAUAGUCCAAUAAAAUAUGAUUACUCUAACACCAUUCUAAACUUGGUACAUUUUUAUUGCUAAAAAUCGUGUUAUAAAUUGUUUUCUUUAUUAUUAUUAUUAUUAUUAUUAUCGUAUUUAUUAACUAGUAGCUUUAAGUGUUGUAUUUUUUUAUAGUUUAGGAUAUUUAUUGGAAGAAAAUGCGUUUUUUUUUGUAUAUGUGAGGAGUUUAGAUGAUUUUAAUGAAUGUUUUUCUCUAUUAUACCCUUGCACCCUUAUCUUCCUAGGUAUGUCGAAUACUUCCCAGCCCCCUUCUUCCCAGUGAUAAAUAAAUAACCCUUAACGCAGCUAUUUAUUGUUGUAAUGUAUAGUCUAUUAAUUUAACAUUAUCGAAUCGUUUUUAACCAUUGCGAUAUUAUUAAUUAAUUAUUAGUAAUGAAAUUUGACUAGUCAUUUUUAUUGUCUUAUUAAAAUAAUUGUGAAUAAACUUAAAGAGAUUUUUUGUCUUUUCAUUUAUGGUCUUUCAAAUUUCUAGCACAAUAGUGGCAACACGCAUUCAAUAGGUUUUGCUAAUGAGAAAACUCCUCGUUUAAUUAAUAAUCCCAAAUAAAAAACUAAUUAAUUAUUGUUCAAAUAUAUAAGGAAUAGAGGCAAGUAAAGGUGAAUUGUCAAGAUAACUUGCUUAAAUGAAAUUGUGUCCAGAAACUUAAGAGACCUUUUCGAAAAGCCAUUUUCUCCUAAAUUAUUUACAAGAAUUGUAAGAAACUCAGAGAAAAAUAAAAAAAUCAUUUGUA